Folsomia candida is the source of this 2513-nucleotide messenger RNA. RefSeq lists its product as uncharacterized. Gene Ontology annotation, molecular function: protein binding; ADP binding. The coding region runs from base 292 to 2295 and encodes 667 amino acids. The transcript is spliced from 3 exons. Lineage: Eukaryota; Metazoa; Arthropoda; Collembola; Entomobryomorpha; Isotomidae. The record is from RefSeq and is a predicted model, not a curated record.
AUUUUCGCAACGGCUGCAUAAAGACCACUUACAUUACUAUCAUUGUCCAGAAACUGAACGUUAGCUGGUCCAGAAUAGAAAUGGGAGGAUACUUCAGUACUCCGUAUGAAUCCAAGUUCGAUAGCAACCAAAAACUUAUAGAUUUAGUUAGUGAACGCCUUACAAAGCGACAGCGUAGUUUAUGGAGACUGGGAAAGAAUAGCGAAUUUCUUGGGCCUUACAACCUCUCAAAUUGCUAACCUUCGGCGCAAUGAACGAAGGAGUGAAUGUACGGAAAUAUUAAUAAGAAAGAUGAUCGAAUAUUGGGUUUCAAAUACAGCUACUCCACGCGUUCCCGAUAUCAGCAGAUUGUUUAAGGAACACGGGUAUAAGAUGGUCGCAGAACGGCUUAAUGCACACAAGGAUACUGAACACGAAGGAAAGAGGAUUCAGGACAAUGUUGGACAUGAAAAUCAGGACCGUUUCUAUGGCAGAAAAGACGAACUAAAUCAAUUAAAAUCUGCCUUUGAAAACCAAACUCCAUUGGCAUUUAUUCACGGGCCUGGCGGAUAUGGAAAAACAGAAUUAGCUAAAAAACUUGCUCGAUCACUAAUCCGAGAGCAAAAUAUCAACGUUUUAUUUCUCUACGGCGAAUCCAAAGAAAAACUUGAGCAGUCUAUCUUUCCGCUUUGGGAAAAAAUGCGCGGCAAACCCCUUCCACAAAAUACUCCGGCAGUUGAUUGCAUUACUUCUUGUUUGUCCUUACUAUGCGGACGAAUAUUGAUUAUCAUUGACAAUGUCGAUCGAAGAAACAAAUUAUUGGAUGAGAUAAUCGCUAAUCUUCUUAAUUUUAAGAAAGAGAGCCCUUGCUUUGUCAUUGUCACCACUCGUGACAGAAAUGUUGUCACUCGCAAUUAUGUCGGCGAUCUUAAUAUACUACUAGAGGUUUUCCCACGGGAAGUGUCAAUACAAAUGGUAAAGCAGGCGCUACCUAAGGAGACGGACUCCCAGAUAGCACGACUCUGUGAGGAAAUGGAAGAUUGGCCGUUGGCAUUGAGUCAAGCUAUUUCCCACAUUAGCACGUUCCGGUUGUCUUCACUGGUAGGGUUGGCAUAUAACAUUUCAUCUUACCUUCAAGAUCUUAAACCGGAACCAAAUACCGUAAUCGACAGGAAACUUUUGUCAAAAAGGGAAUAUAAGUUAAGUUCCGGCUUGGAAGUUUCUCUAAAACAAAUUAAAUCUGAGAGUUGUGGCGAACUUGCACUCAAAUUGCUUAAUAUGAUAUCAUACCUGGAUCCCGAACGCCUGCACCUGGACAUGCUAACCAAAUUUUACCAGACCAUUUUUGAAAAAUGUAUUACUGAUAAGCGAAUCUCAACUGCUAUUUCUAAUAGGUUGCUUGAACUAUCGUUUUUCCAACUUGCAUACAAAUUUUCAAAAGAAAAUCUAGUCGCAUUUGAAAAAAGAAUGAACAGCAUUAACAGUUUAGAGACAUUGAAAUUGGAGCAUAAUAUGGCCCGCUCACUCAAUUAUAUUGGCAAGCAUGAUGAAUCUAAAUCCGCAUUCGAAAUCCUAUUAGAAAAAUUCGAAAAUCAGUGCCACCCAGAUGCGUCGCAACUAAAGUUAUUAGCAAAUUUUGAAUUUGCAUCACUUUGCUUAAACUUGAACAACACUGAUGGAGCUAUGCAAAAAUAUAAAGAAGCCUAUAUAUUUUCAUCACAAAGUUACGGUGUUAAGCACCCACUAACGGUUAAGGCAAAUCAAGGGAUUGGUAUAUGCUGCAUGAAAAUUGGCAAAUGCCAAGAGGCUCUGGAAAAGUUCGAGGAUGUUUUAUCAAAGAGAAAAAGUACCUGCGGGAAGGAGGAUCCCUGUUAUAUUCGGACACUUUGUUACCUAGGCGAAUGCUACUAUAAAUUAAAUAAUUUUGAAAAGUCAAAGGAUCAUUUCCUGGAUGCAUUAAAAACAUUCGCGGCUUAUCCUACUUGUUUUCAUUCAUCACACAUGUCUGUUUCAAUAACUAUCAAGUUUUUAUUAAAGAUGCUAAAGAACCACGCCGUACCAAAGAUGAAAAUAAUUCUUUCCACAGCAGUUGGUGGAAGCUUGAAGUACCCAUAUUUAAUACAAGUAAUGCGUAAUUACGCUCAAGCCUUGGACCCCACUAUUGAAACGGUUACUCUACUUCAUAUGCUGCAAGUAGAAAAAUUGCUUGUGGAAGAGCUAGCUAUGGAUACGGAUCGUCUGGAGGAAAUAAACCAAGAAAUACAGCAACUAACAGAAAUUGAAAAGAGAAAAAAUUCCGAUGCCUUCGGAGAUUAAGUUGUAACAAAAAAAUCAUAUCUACUUCACGUAACCGUAACAGGUAGAACUUGUAAUCUUAAUUUUGGGUAUAUAUCAAUAUAUAAAUAAUCCUUUUCUUUAGAAUUUAAAAAUUACAAACCUAGCCUAAUUAAAUAUGUAGGGCCAUUAUACUUAAUUCAUAGGUAAAAGAUGUCCACUAACGUCGCGGACUUAUGUAAUAAAAUGCUCAGAACUUU